AUGCGCCAUGGUUGGAAACGAGCAUGGCCAGGCCUUGCCGUUGCCCCGUGGAUGCUGAUUCCGGCGUACGGCAACCCGGCCUGCUCGGUCACUGGCCAAGCGUACAGGGACGCUGCGCCGCCAGUACAGGGGCUGCCAAACGGCGCCUUUAUGAUCGACGCAUCUGCGUGCCAGGCACUCUGUGCCAGCAAUCCGACCUGCCAGCAUUUCACGUGGUACACGAACAACCAUGGCUGCUGGUUGGGGCAGGGUUUUCCUGGCCUCGUGGGCGCUCCGCAGGCAGUGUCCGGCCCCAAGCAGUGCGCCCCGCCGACCACAGCGCAAGCUGUUGAAGGCCCUCCGGCUACGAGCCUCGGGCCAUUGGUGGUAAAGGUGCCAACCACGACGUUGGCACCACUUCCCACUGAUCCUGCCCAAGGCGCAGGCGAGCCGGCCGACGGCUCGCAAAGCAGCGCCUUGGGAUGGCUCGUAGCCGCCUGUCUCGUAGGUCUCCUCCUUGUGGUGGGGUUCCUGGGGCAGCGAUACUUUUGCCGGCCGUCCAAGCCGAAGGAGAGCGCUCGAAAGCGCCACAUGAGGCGCACUCAGGGCAUGGCUCCUGCCGAGCCUGACGAUGAAGAUGAGGAGGCGGAUGUAGAGAAGCCGAUGAUGCCUUGGGAGCAGCGUGCCCAGGCUAGUCGUCCGAUCUCCUCCUCUGGCUUCCAGGCCUCCGCUGCGGACGGCUUUGUGCGCCUCCCUCUCGAGGACGCAACCAUGCAAGUGCCGACACAAGACUCUGGACUUCGAGCCCCCGGCCAUCCGCCGGCCCCUGGCGGACGACUCGGCCCCACGCCGACCUGGGUGAGCUCUCUGCCAGCAACAAACCGGUUCGUGCCAGCGACGCGCUGA
Molecule: messenger RNA, 885 nt
Organism: Symbiodinium sp. CCMP2456
Lineage: Eukaryota; Dinophyceae; Suessiales; Symbiodiniaceae
Source: the annotation of a GenBank genome assembly